This is a messenger RNA of Sinocyclocheilus grahami, 798 nucleotides long. RefSeq names its product vegetative cell wall protein gp1-like. Bases 25 to 798 code for a protein of 257 amino acids. The record is from RefSeq and is a predicted model, not a curated record. Lineage: Eukaryota; Metazoa; Chordata; Actinopteri; Cypriniformes; Cyprinidae. The transcript has 6 exons.
GACCUGGAUGAGAGUGAGGAUGAGAUGGAAGACAAGCCCAUUCCCAACAGGCGUGAGGAGCGUCCAGUUAGCUGUAUUAUUCCAGGCAUUGGCCCCAUGAUGCCAAACAUGAGCGCUCUGGCACGGGAUGUGGCUAAUGUGGUCAAUAACAAGCAGAGGUCUUUUAUUCCAAGCAUGAUCUGCAACGAGACUUACGGCACCAUGCUUGAUGUUAGUCCACCGCCUUUGGGUUUACCAGGGGUGCCGGGUAUUCCUCCUCUACCGCUUCGUACCUUGGGAAGGGGGUGGAGUCCUCAAGCGGACAUGGUCGGUAGGCAGAGAUCAUGCUCAGACCCUUCAAACCCUCAGAGUCCAGACAAAAACAUCUCAGUGUAUGUGCUCCCCCCUGCUCCGCCACCUCCUCCCGCGGCCAAAAGACCACCACCUCCAGAUCCAAAGGCAGCUCUUCCCCAAGUGCCUCCGGUUCCAUCUGCACCCUCUGCUCCCCCAGUUAUACCACCCGCUCCAGCUAGAACAGCGCCCAUAGUGCCACCUGCUCCAGUGUUGCCCACAUCAUUUUCCUAUAAAUCCCCACCUCCUCCUGUACCCCCACAGCCAAAAGCCCCUGCACCCAAACCAGUAAAAUCCCCCACUAGGAAUCCUGUUGGUCAUUUUAGUAAAGAUGCAAAUGUAAAUAAAGCUCCACCCACUGUCCCCCGACCAAGUGACAAAACAGAUUCUGGGCCAUCUGCCUCCACACCAGCUCCUGUCCCUGCUCCCAAACCCAGAACGGCCCCACCUGUAAGUGACAGCCAUUAA